This is a messenger RNA of Oncorhynchus tshawytscha (Chinook salmon), 4135 nucleotides long. RefSeq lists its product as uncharacterized. Lineage: Eukaryota; Metazoa; Chordata; Actinopteri; Salmoniformes; Salmonidae. The transcript has 14 exons. The coding region runs from base 471 to 3038 and encodes 855 amino acids. The record is from RefSeq and is a predicted model, not a curated record.
CAGUGUCAGUAAACGUCGGCAAAAAUGCGUAAUUAAAUUGUUGCCAGCAGCACAGUUGCAGUCACCAACGCUCUGGAUAACAUGAAAACAGCCUAACCAUCUCUGCAAGGGUGAGAAAUGGUCAGUGAUGUGAACUCUCAUUUUUGUCUGGAAGUAGCUUGUAAGCUAGCUAACUUUAGCCAGUUAGCUUGGGUGCUUGACAGCCGUUGUGAGGUCAGAACACUCGGAUCAACCACACUCCGAGAGCGAAACUGAUUUUACGAACGGACAAUCUGACAAAGCUCUGGGCACACUGACUGGGUGCUCUCUGGCACUCCAGAGUGAAUUUACGAACGCUCCCCGGAUAGAACAAGGUCUCGCUUGUUUUUGUUGGACCUAUAUUGCCAUGACAACAGCGCAAGUUUUCCAGUGGCACAUUUGCUUCCUUAUUUACAAACUUUCUCAGAAAAUACUAGUCGCCGAGGUGUAUCAUGAAUGAUCCAGUGGCAACGACGACCGAAGGGCCACCAACGGAUGGAAAAUCAGUCAAUCUCAUUGGGAAUCUGUUGAGAAGAGUAUCAAGAGCCGAGCCUGUUCCUGAUGACGAUGAGGAAGAGGAGGAGGAGCUUCCCCCACCACCACCACUAAUUCCACGAGGCCCUCUAAAAGGAUGUCUAACAGUCCAUCUGAAAAACUGCAGGGAUUUCAAUAAAAACGCUUCCAUAAAGAAAGGCACCCAGGGCUUCCUGAGGGCGAGUAUUGGGGAGAAGGUGAAGUGCACUAUGGUCCAGCCCUACAAGGACUCCAAGGCUGAGCGCUCCAAGUUCCCCCUCUGCUUCAACGAGUGGAAGUAUUUCUCCAUACAGAUUCCUAAGAGCACUGAUAACACACUGGGUGUCUGUGAGUCACACCGUCUGGGGGUGGAGCUCAUCUUCUUUGAGCAGGACACCGGCGUUCCCAAGCUCAUAGGAAAGACCUUUGUCAAACUGCUGGACAUCCUCAGUAAAUCACAAAUGAACCACCUGCUGGAGCUGAGGCUCAAGCGUCAGAUCAUCUGUAAGCUGGAGAUGGAGAUGGUGAUUGCGUAUGGAUCCUUGGGUUACGGAUACUCCCACCAGUUUAAGCACCCAAAUAGAAACAUGGAGAGCCUAGUGGAGCGCUCGCUCUUCCUCCGCUGUCCACCACCGGACGACCGCAAAGACCAUCACUAUAAUGUGGUCACUCCUAAGCCAGUACCUUAUUCAGACUUCAUCGCAGCGCUGAUGUACAGAGAGACCACCAACCCAGACAACAGGACGACUUACCCCUCAAACAGCACAAUAUCCCCCAUCAUCCUGGAAUGUAUGGAGAAGAGGGGCAGGCUACUGCAGAUGCAUGAGGAGAUGGAGGCGUUUGAGUCGUCCGAGGACUCCCUGCAGUACCUGGAGAAACUGGUGAUGAAGAAAGGGAUUAGAACCGGUACCCCCUGGAGGAUGAACAAGAGGUUCAAGCUUCUCUCUAAGUGGAGGAAAAAGGCAACGAUGGUCUCCAAGCUGCUCAAUUUUGGAGGCUGUUCAGAGGCGGCGAAACAUCAGAGAGACAACAUGUUGCCCACGGGGCCAUUGGGUGUGACUCCCCCUGUGCCACUUUUAAAGCGCCUUGCCAUGCAACAGGAGAAAAUACCCUUAGUCAACGAGAACGAAGUGUCUGAAAUGGCCAAGCCUCCAUCUCCCAGAAAGACCCUGGCUGCAGCAUCUGGCCUGUCCACAUGUAUGGCCUCCACCCAGGUUGCCCAGUCAGCCCCAUUCUCUCCACCUCCAUCUGAUCAAUAUACCACACCGCCAACAGUAGCCACCCCACCUACAUCAGCCAUGGCCCAUAAGGCAUCUCCCCCUAGCAGUGUGGCCUCCAGCUCCAUGGACCACCUUGUCCAGUCCAGGGCCACCUCUUCCCCCAGACACAUCACCCUGGUCCUGCCUGAGGGUCCCGCCACCCCAGCUUCCACUUCAGCCUCCACCUCCGCUCAGCCCAGUACCAGACACAUCCCUAAACCCACCAAUGUGGCCGCAGUCCCCAUUCCCAUCCACCUGACCUCCCUCUGUGUUCUUACUACCCUGGAGGAAGAAGGAGAGGAGGAAGAAGGAGAGGAGGAAGAAGGAGAGGAGGACGAAGGAGAGGAGGAAGACGGAGAGGAGGAAGACAGAGAGGAGGAAGAAGGAGAGGAGGAAGAAGGAGAGGAGGAAGACGGAGAGGAGGAGGUCGGGAAGAAAAAGGAGGUGCAUGCUACAGUAUCGUCCUCCCUCCUCAAGACGCUCUCCUCUCUGACGCUGACCCCCGAGGUGGCCCUCCAUGCCACCCUGGUGCACUCGCGCCAACAGAGCAGGCCUGGGCAGCUGGAGGAAUGUCAGCCAGCUAGCCCCAGCUACCAGCAGGAGGAGUGUCAUCCAGCUAACCCCAGCUACCAGCAGGAGGAGUGUCAGCCAGCUAACCCCAGCUACCAGCAGGAGGAGUGUCAUCCAGCUAACCCCAGCUACCAGCAGGAGGAGUGUCAGCCAGCUAAACCCAGCUACCAGCAGGAGGAGUGUCAGCCAGCUAACCCCAGCUACCAGCAGGAGGAGUGUCAGCCAGCUAACCCCGGCUACCAGCCUUACCAGGAGAGCCCGUCCAGGGGGAAGAGUGACCGAGACCAGGGGAGGACUGCUAGUGGUGCCGCUGGAGGAGUGAGGGAGUCAGGGUGGACCCAGACCCAGAAAGAGGCUGCUGGAAUGGGCAGCAUUGGAAGUCGGUGGAAGCUGAAUUUUGCUGGGCUUGGCUCUCUUGCUUCCGGAGGGCAGAGGAGGGAAGAAGAUGCCCCAUGCAGCAGCACUGCCUUCAGGUCCCCUACACUGAUCGACCUGGCCCCACCACGGCUGCUGGGGGCCUGGACCGAGAACAUUGCCACUGUGCCGACACCCAUAGGAGGGGGUGGGGGAGGCCUGGACUGGAGAUCUGGAGGUCUGCCUGCUGCCCAGAGAACCAGCCCGACUCUCUGCUCUCAGUUAAUCUCCCCCUGUCCAUCCCGCCGUCAUCCGACCCUCUGAGCCAAAGCCCUCUGACACGCUCCCCCCUGCCGCACCUCGGCUCACGGGCCACUGACACACCUUCUCCAGACCUGGAAACCUGGACCCUAGAUAGUUCUCCCUUCCUCGGUGGCAUGCUGUGUGAGUCCAACCCUCCAGAUCUACAUGUAGGCCAAACCAGCGGUGGCAGCAACACUGACAGGCACACCCAGAGACCAGGAGGAGCCAGCUCCAGCACAGAACCACUCACCACACUCAACUCCUGGCUUAGCAGUGACAAUCUCCCCACCGGAGCUGGCUCAGACUCUGGACAGUGGUCCCUCCUCUCAGAGAUCGACAUGUCACCACUCCGCAGCGGACUGGUCUUCUCCCCCCUUACCCCCAUCUCCACCUCCGACCCCCUCACCCCCAGCUCCUCCCCUACCAGAAGCACCAGAGGCAGCAAGCCAGGCAAGGAGAGACCCAGGGUCGUGGAGACACCGCAUUCCCCAUAUCACAGGCGCAACAGAGACCACAGAGAUUAUUAUGGGAAGAUGUAGUAAAAAUAUAUAUUUUUUGGCAGCCUAUUUUGUCAAGUUCAUUGCCCUUUACUUGGGAAAUUAUCUGAUUCGGUUAUCUAAGUAUUAAUUCAAAUGUUUAUUUUCUCAAAGAAUUUAGUUAAGAUGAAUUAUGUUUUUUAUUGAUAAAAUAGGACAGGGCCUCUAAAGCGGAACUAAUUUAAUGAGGGGUUUUGUUUCAGUGAAAGCAGAGGAAUGUUUUGACCGCAGGACCGUUUCCAAACUUUGGUGGUUGGUGCUGGCCUGGUGAUAGUCUGCCAUGGAGAGAGAUGGGAGUAAUGUUACAUCAUCCCUCUAGGUGUCUGGGGCUGGCCUGGUGAUAGUCUGCCAUGGAGAGAGAUGGGAGUAAUGUUACAUCAUCUCUCUAGGUGGCUGGCGCUUGCCUGGUGAUAGUCUGCCAUGGAGAGAGUUGGGAGUAAUGUUACAUCAUCUCUCUAGGUGGCUGGCGCUGGCCUGGUGAUAGUCUGCCAUGGAGAGAGUUGGGAGUAAUGUUACAUCAUCUCUCUAGGUGGUUGGUGCUGGCCUGGUGAUAGUCUGCCAUGGAGAGAGUUGGGAGUAAUG